GACAAAGAUCACCCGCGCUCCACUGCACCGCCCUGAGGACGAUGGCCGGGUCUCCUGCACUGCUCCUCCUGCUCAGCCUGGGGCUCUGCUGUACCGGUGCCCAGGGACAGAGGAACACGAUGGAGGCCAGGUUCCUUAACAGGAACAUGAAGCACCCCCAGGAGGGACAGCCGCUGGAGCUGGAGUGCAUGCCUUUCAACAUCGACAAUGGUGUCUCCUGGAUUCGACAGGACAAGGAUGGGAAGCUUCACUUCAUUGUCUACAUUUCCCCCUUAUCCCGGACUGCUUUCCCACGGAACGAGAGAACAUCUUCACAGUUCGAGGGGUCAAAGCAAGGUAGCUCCUUUCGGCUGGUGGUGAAGAACUUUAGGGCACAGGACCAGGGGACCUAUUUCUGCAUUGCCAACAUCAACCAGAUGCUGUACUUCAGCUCGGGACAACCCGCCUUCUUCCCAGCCACAACAACAGCAGCACCCACCACAGCUGCUGCCACCACCCAGAGCAGCCACGUCAACAAGGACAUCUGCAUGCCGAGCUCAGAGCCAGGAACAAGCAGUGAGAACAUUCUGAAUUUGUACUGUGAGAUUUUCAUCUGGGCUCCCCUUGCUGGCGUCUGCCUCGUGCUCCUUGUAGCUCUGAUCGUCACCAUCGUGCUCUGCCAAAAGACCAGAAGACGACGAUGCAGGUGUAAGAGACCUCCAAAUGGGAAGCCUGGUGCAAAACCCUGUGUGCCCACCCGACACAUAUGAGCAGCUGAAGCGCCCGGCAUCUGGGAGCCACUGCUGCCAAAGGCCAUCUCCCACACAGCUACUACUCUUCACGCAUGCUAGCCUGAGAAAUCCAGAAAGACAGCAAAGGAGCAGAGUGACACCGAGCCAGCAUCUCCCUGAAGCACAGCUCUUACAGAACCAGAGCUUUUCCAUUGGAUUCCAAAGGCCCAACACCACCUUCAGACCCAGAGGAGCUCUGUGGUUGCAGCUGUCCUGAUGCAAACACCCACUGGAGAUAAGUGGAUGAGAAAUAAGGAUAUUGACUGGACAUCUGCCCUCUUUUUUGUGCUGCUGUGCACCCCCCUCAAAGCUUCAUAGAGCCACAGGAUGGCUCAGGUUGGACGGGACCUUACAGACCAUCCAGCCAUGGGCUGGGUGACCCCACCAGGUCAGGCUGCCCAGGGCACCAUCCAACCCAACCCUGAGCAAAGUUUCACCUCAUAUAACACAGGGCUGCGCUGAGAAAGCAAACACGGAUAUAAGGGCUGUACUUUUGGGGGGGGGGGGGUUUACACUCUUGCAGGCUGAAGUUUCCUAUUUCUCCUUUGCUCCCUUCAUCCUGCUGCUAGCCCCGCAGCCACUGCUCAGCACCUGGGCACGGAGUGGGACUUCCCUUCCUUCUGGAAUAAAUGGUUGAGUAUUGAUAAACUAACAGCCUUUGUUACUUGCUUUGGCUAAGCAGGACUUUCGGCAUACUUGGGGCACUGUGAGUGAGAGUUGUGUUUAUUUUUUCAGCUCUGUGCCUGAUGUAAAUAUUUCCUCGUUACACUGACACGUCAAUACCUGAGAUAAAAUAAAGCAGCAUUUCCAGCCAGA
Gallus gallus (chicken) is the source of this 1586-nucleotide messenger RNA. RefSeq names its product CD8a molecule (gene CD8A). The transcript is spliced from 6 exons. Bases 42 to 749 code for a protein of 235 amino acids. Lineage: Eukaryota; Metazoa; Chordata; Aves; Galliformes; Phasianidae. The record is from RefSeq and is a predicted model, not a curated record.